AUGGACUUCAAUUUCACCGGCAGCCGCCCCGUACGCCAGAUCAACCUCGGCGGUCAGUCCGGCCACGGUCAGAGCGCAGCACAGCUCGCAGCAGCUGCACGCGCAGAACGCGCAGCAAGGGAACUCACACGCAAGCGAAACGCCGCAGCCGCCCUCAUCCAGUCGAGCUUCAGGGGCGCAAGAGUGGCAAGGUCCCUCCGACACGACCUCGCCGCUCGCUUCGACUCGCUCGCAAACGACCUCCAACACAACCUCUCCCAGUCCGCUACCCUCGAUCGCCUCGACCUCCAGCGCCAGGCCGUACAGCUCACACGCCUCCUCAUCUUCUCCAUCGGCCGCACCGACAAGCGCUACAGCCACGACGACGCCCAACGCCUCGCCACCUGGUGCCGCAUCGUCACCCCAACCGCGGCUGCCGUGCAUGCUCCUCUCCUGGUCCUCAUUCUCACCCACUCGGCCACGUCGCCCGCCCCAGAUCAGCUCGAGGCCGAUCGCCAGUCGGUCUCGCUCGUCCUCCUCGUAUGCAGGCAGCUCCUCGCCCACAUCGCCCAAUACGCCCUGACGCUGCCAUCCCAGUCGACGCUCGCUUACUUUGAUCUCCUCAGCCUACUCGCCUCGACAGACGCCUCCAGCCCGCUCGCAUCGCUGGCGCUGCUGCCCACACCAUCCGGCGGGCCAGCGGCCCAGGCAGGGCGGCAGUCGUUCGUCGAGCUCGCCCUCGACCGUCUCCUGGACCUCGACCUGCAUCGCUCCCUGCAGCGCUUCGUCCUCUCCUUCCCCGUCGAUCGCAAGGCGUCGCCCGCCAUGGCCUCGGCCGUGUCCCUCUCCCUCGCCCCUUUCCGCGUGUUCAGGUCGCAACCGGCUGUGCCCAAGGACGGAUCCGCUCCCGCCGCCGCCAUCGUCGUCGUCGACGACGACCACACGGCCCACGACGACGUCGUUCCGCCGAGGCACAAGGCGGUCCGCUCCUUUUGCGUCUCAAUCAUGACAAUCCCGCUGCUGGCCAACCGCGUGCCCCUGCCCUCGGUCACCGAGUUCGCCGCCGCCUUCCCCUUCAUGGACGUGCUCGAACACAUUCUCGCCCUCGGCUCCUACAUCAGCGUCGCGACGGGUGACAGUGCGCUGGACGACAACCCGCUGCACUCGCCCUACUUCCUGGCCAAUCUCCUCACGUUCGGUACGGGCAGGCUCACCCACCUCAAGGACGGCAAAGCCAUCCGUACCUACCUCGAGGCGCUCACCAUAGCCCAAGACGCGCUCCCCAGCCAGGUCUUUCUCAGCCCGGCCGAGUGGAAGGAGCAGGCCAGGAGCGGCAACGGCGGAAGCACUUUCCCUGCCGACUUUGGGCAUCAUGGCGACGACGACGAAGAUGGCGGCGACGGCGACGGCGGUGCUGGGAUGCCUUCCUCGUCGUCGGCCAGGACAGGUCAGCUGGGCCUUCAGGACGUCGUCAUGUCUGACGGCUCUGCCGCACGAGCGUCGUCCUCGACAGCGGCCAGCCGCACCGUCACUCAGGCGGCCGCAGCAUCGCCCUCGCCCCGGAUCCCCGCCUACACUCUGCCCCUGGACGCGCAGACCAACAAGCGGCUCUCGGCAGUGGUGUCCGAGUCUCACCUCUCGGCGCUGCUGACGGCGUCGGGCCGCUUCCCCACCUCGACGCGACAGGCACUCUGCAGUUUCCUCUGCUCCACGCUCACGGCCUGGCCGGCGGCGGGGCGCGAGAGGGUCUUCAACACCAUCAUGUACGGCUACGUGCAGCCGGCGAGAUCCGCCGAGGCGGCGGCCGCAAAGACGGCGAGCGGCUCGCUCCAGGCAGCCAAGGGAGGCGCCGGCCAGCUCGUCGGCGGCUUCGUGAGGGAGCUCUGGCGCGGACAGAUCCGCGGCAACCCUCUCGCCCGCACCCUGGCAGCCGCCCGGCAUGGCAGCGGCACGCGCGAGACGCUCGCGACCCUAUCGGACGCCGGCCACAGCUCGGAAUGGCCCGCCUUUGUGCUGAUCUGCGAGCUCUACUCGCGCUGCCUGCUGACGAUCGGCGACGACGAGUUCUACCCGCCCAGCUCCUCGGUCUCUGGGUUGGGCGGUGGGCCCGCCAUGGCCUCGCGCGACGGAGCCUCGUCGAGGAACCCGCUCACCCUCGACGAGGUGGUGAGCCUCAGCGCCAUCCUGCGCAACCUCGCCUUUGCCAUGUACUGGUACGAGGGCUCCGGCCCGCUGGCCAACCUCGACGGCGAUGACGGGCGGCCCGCGGGAUCGGGCGUCGCUGCCCCUUCCGCCUCGUCGCGCUCGCGGAUCGUUCCGAGGGUGCCGGGCAUGAAGCUGCCGCUCCUAUCGCUGCGCAACCUGCUGACCAAGCUGCUGCAGCAGCUGCACGCGCGCGACUCGCGGCGGCGCUUCACGCCCGACGACCACUGGCUUAUGGUGUCGCAGCUCGACCUGCAGAGCUUCAUCCAGACCGUCAUCCUCGAAGAGAGGGAGCUCAACGGCGCCCCGCAUCAGUCGAUGCCCCCAUCGGAGCUCGAAGCGGACGCGGAGCGAUCGCGUUCCCCUCGCAACGGCACCAACGGCCGAACGUCGGACCGAGAUGCCCGGGGCGGCGACGAUGGCGACGACGGCGACGACGACGAUGAUGGACGCAUCCCGCCGCUGCCGGUCGCCGAACGGCUGCGGACGCGGCGCGGCCAGACGAGCAAGCUCUCGGCGCGCAACCUGGCCUUCCUCAGCCCGCGGCUCGGCGUGCUCAACAACAUCCCCUUUGUGAUCCCGUUCGACGUGCGCGUCGAGAUCUUCCGCCAGUUUGUCGACAUCGACGCCCAGAAGCUCGGGCUGGCGCGGACGCCGUUUUACGCGCGGCAGCGGAUCAAGGUGCGGCGCGGCAUGAUUGCCGAGGACGGCUUCGCCCAGAUGAACCCGCUGGGCCCCCGGCUCAAGGAGCGCCUCGAGAUCGCCUUCAUCGACCAGUGGGGUCACGAGGAGGCGGGUAUCGAUGGCGGGGGCGUCUACAAAGAGUUCUUGACGUCGCUGGUGCGCGAGGCGUUCGACACGAACCGCGGGCUGUGGAAGGCGACCGAUGCGCAGGAGCUGUACCCGAACCCGCACAGCUACGCCAAGACGCCCGACCAGCUCGAGUGGUACACGUUCCUGGGGCGGGUGCUGGGCAAGGCGCUGUACGAGGGCAUCCUGGUCGACGUCAAGUUUGCGAGCUUCUUCCUGAGCAAGUGGCUGGGCAAGCAGGGCUACCUCGACGACCUGGCGAGCCUCGACAGCCUGGACAAGGAGCUCUACCGGGGCCUCAUCUACCUGAAAAACUACGGCGGCGAUGUCGAGGCGGACCUGGCGCUCAACUUUACCGUGACCGACGACGAGUUUGGGGUGAGCAAGACGACGGAGCUGGUGCCCGGCGGCAGCGAGGUGCCCGUGACGCGCGAGAACCGGCUCGAGUACAUCUACCGCGUAUCGCACUACCGCCUGUCGGUGCAGAUCGCCGAGCAGUGCCGGGCGUUUUUCCUGGGCCUGUCCGAGAUGAUUGACCCGCGCUGGCUGCGCAUGAUGAACCGCGAGGAGCUGCGGGUGCUCGUGUGCGGCACCGAGGAGCCGAUUGACGUGGCCGACCUGCGCGCCAACACCGUCUACGGCGGCUACCACGAGCGCGACGUGGCCGUCGACUACUUUUGGCAGGCCCUCGAGUCGUUUGACCAGCCGCAGCGCAAGGCCUUUCUCAAGUUUGUCACCAGCUCGCCCAACCCGCCGCUGCUGGGCUUCGCCGAGCUCAACCCCAAGUUUUCCAUCCGCAACGCCGGCCCGGACGCCACGCGGCUGCCUACGGCCAGCACCUGCGUCAACCUUCUCAAGCUGCCCGAGUACAACGACGCAGAGACGUGCCGCCAGAAGCUCGUGUAUGCCAUCCAGAGCGGUGCCGGCUUCGACCUGUCGUAG
This is a messenger RNA of Pseudozyma flocculosa PF-1, 3933 nucleotides long. RefSeq lists its product as uncharacterized. Bases 1 to 3933 code for a protein of 1310 amino acids. Lineage: Eukaryota; Fungi; Basidiomycota; Ustilaginomycetes; Ustilaginales; Ustilaginaceae. Gene Ontology annotation, biological process: protein polyubiquitination; ubiquitin-dependent protein catabolic process. The transcript has a single exon. Gene Ontology annotation, molecular function: protein binding; ubiquitin protein ligase activity. The record is from RefSeq and is a predicted model, not a curated record.